Molecule: messenger RNA, 3378 nt
Organism: Fusarium tjaetaba
Lineage: Eukaryota; Fungi; Ascomycota; Sordariomycetes; Hypocreales; Nectriaceae
Product: Isotrichodermin C-15 hydroxylase
Exons: 8
Coding region: 1-3378 (1125 amino acids)
Molecular function (GO): oxidoreductase activity, acting on paired donors, with incorporation or reduction of molecular oxygen; heme binding; monooxygenase activity
Source: RefSeq, a predicted model, not a curated record
AUGACGUUCAACUUGACACAUCUGUUGGUUUACUUGGGGUUGUUGGUUGGAGGACUAGCUCUCUAUGGCUUCAGCAUUGUUGUUUACCGAGUCUUCUUUCACCCUCUAGCCAAAUAUCCAGGCCCAUUCAUCGCCAAGAUCACAGAUGGAUACCAGCUCUACCACGCUUGGAAGGGCGACAGGCAGCUCGAGUUCUGGCGCAUGCACCAAAAAUACGGCCCAGUUGUCCGCUUCGGCCCCAACUCGCUUUGCUUCAACUCCAACAAGGCCCUCAAGGAGAUAUACGGCUUCCGCACAAACGUCCGCAAGGCCGAAUUCUACAAUGCCUUUGUUCACCCUACCGCCAAUACGCAUAACACGCGCGAUAAGGAAGUCCAUGCCCGUAAGCGCCGUGUCAUGUCUCAGGCCUUCUCCGAGAGCGCCAUGAAGGAGAUGCAGCGAUACAUCUUGGGCAACGUCCGUACUUUCUGCGAGCAGAUUGGUAUGCUGGAGGGUUCCGGAGAAGAGACCAAGGGCUGGACCAAGCCUCGAAAGAUGAGCGACUGGUGCAAUUACCUUGCCAUGGAUAUUCUUGGUGAUUUGUGCUUCGGCAAGGCUUUCCAUAUGCUCGAGAGCCCGACUAACCGCUUUGCCCUGGAGCUUGUUGAAGCUGCCACAACCCGCCACCUUCUCUGUGGAACCAUGCCCAUCGUGAACAAGCUCAACUUGGACAAGAUUCUCUUCCCUGGACUCGCUGCUGGUCGUGCUCGCUACAUGGGCUACAGCAAGGGCCAACUCGCAGAGCGCACGAAGCUUGGUGAGGAGACAGACCGCCGCGAUUUCUUCUACUAUCUUCUCAAGGCCCGCGAUCCUGAGACUGGCCAGGGCUUCAGCACUCCUGAGCUUUGGUCCGAGUCCAACCUACUUAUCAUUGCUGGAUCUGACACCACGUCGACCGCGAUGGCUGCCACUCUCUUCUACCUUGUCCGAUGCCCUCGCGCUCUCGAGCGAGUCACUGAAGAAAUCCGAAGCAAAUUCAACGAUGUCGAGGAGAUUUGCCAAGGUGCCACUCUCGCAUCUUGCACCUACCUCCGAGCCUGUAUCGAUGAAGCUAUGCGUCUCUCUCCAUCUGUCGGUGGUAUUCUUCCCCGUGAGGUUCUCUCCGGCGGGAUCACCGUUGAAGGCCGUGCCAUUCCCGAGGGUACCGUUAUUGGCGUUCCCCAUUAUACCAUCCACCACAAUGAGUCCUACUAUCCCUCGCCAUAUGAGUACGUCCCUGAGAGAUGGCUCGUCGGUGCCCUCAACCCCCUCACUGGCGAGAAGACAACCGAGGAUGAGGUUGCUCUGGCUGCCAGUGCAUACUGCCCCUUUAGCAUUGGGCCCCGUGGCUGUAUCGGCAAGGGUCUCGCCUAUGUUGAGAUGACAAACACACUUGCCCGCACUAUGUAUCUUUAUGACAUGCGCAAGGCUAUUGGUAUCGUGGAUCCUGCUGAGGGCAACCCUAAGAAUGAAUGGGGUCGACACCGGCCAAGCGAGAUGCAAUUAGUUGAUACAUUUACGAGUGCCAAGAACGGACCUAUGAUUGAGUUCCAUAGUUGUCGAUUCGAACAUGUAAACCCAAACAAUCGAAAUCAACCCUCGAACCGCUUUGGAGCUCUUGGAGGAGGGGGCAGUCAAAACCCAGCUGACAAAUACAACAUUACUAUCGACACGAUCGAAAAGGAUUUGACGAACGAAGUUCCGCAAUGGAUCUUCUCGGCCUAUGCGCCAGGGCGAGAUGCUCCUGGCCAGCUCUUUGGCGGAUAUCCGCGCGAACAGAGCUUUGAAGAGCUGCGGCUACACUUCAUGAUGGGGAAAGCGUCGGGAAACGAACAGCAAGCUCUUAACGAAGCACAAGAGCUAUAUGCUCAAGCCCAACAACAGAUGCAGACCGCUCUGCGCGACGUUAAAGGGGCAAUUCAGUUCAUUGGAACGCAAGGAGCUCCCUUUGGCGAAUUUCUCGUUGGGAAGCGACCCAAGUCGACAAUCGCCGAUACAGGCGCUCAGCCAACCCCGUUCGGGUCCAACAAUAACAACGCUUCGAGUCCUUUUGGUGGUGGCGCAUCGGCCGGUGGAAGCGCCUUUGGGCAGCCAUCGACUCUCGGCGCGAAACCAAGCGCGUUUGGUACGCCCUCCUUUGGUCAACCAUCGCAGCCAGCUCAAGGAGGAGGCUCGGUAUUUGGUCAGCCAUCGCAACCUUCAGCGUUCGGACAACCAUCACAGUUGGGACAAACCGCCUCAGCAUUCAGCAAGCCAGCGCAAACCUCAACCUUUGGCCAGCCGUCACAACCAGGGUCUGCUUUUGGCCAACCUUCAGCUUUAGGCGCAAAGCCCAAUCCGUUUGGCACACCAGCCUUCGGACAACCUUCGCAACCAAAUGCACAAGGCAGUGUCUUCGGCCAACCGUCACAGCCAAAUACGCAAGGCAGCGCAUUCGGUCAACCGUCACAGAUAAAUGCCCAGGGCAGUGCCUUUGGCCAAGCCAGCCAACUUGGACAGAAACCGAGUCCCUUCGGAGCACCAAGUGGAACGAACAACAGCUCUAGCCCAUUCGGAGCCGUCGCAAAUAACAACAGUGCCCCUGCAGCGAACCCCUUUGGUGCUCCAAGUGGUAGCGCAACAACCAGUCAGCCUGCCAAUCCUUUCGGAUCCAACAGUAAUAACCAGAACAAUGCCCCGGCGAAUCCGUUUGGACAACCCUCACAGCCUGCUCAGGGAAGCUCGCCAUUUGGCCAACCUUCAAAUGCUGCCGCACCGGCUACAGCAACCCCAUUCGGUGCAUCUAAUGCGACCUCGAAUCAACCUACAAACAGUCCAUUUGGCCAGCCGUCACAGACUCAGUCGAAUGGCUUUGCAUCACAGAAUAACCAAACACCAGCGAGCAAUCCAUUUGGUCAAGCCGCGCAGCAGAAACCAGCGAAUUCUUUUGGCCAACCUUCUAACGCUGCACCAGCUGCCGCCAACCCGUUUGCUACAACGCAGGCUCAAAACCCCCCAGCAGCAGCAGCGGCGGCAUCCGCUACUUCGACAGGCCCAUAUCCACCGAACAGCAGUAGACAGCAUCCGCCAAUUGAGAGCUAUAGCUCAAAAGGUAUGGAUGGUCGGCUAUCAAUGUUCAAGGGCAAAUCAGUCAUCUACAAGGACGGCAAACCUGGAAUUCGAGAAUUCGAUGGGACCUGGCGGCGGAUUUGGUUCCCAGAUGGUCCUCCUGCGUUCUCAGCGGAUACAGAAUUGGCCCCUGAGAUGUACGACGACAAGUCCAAGGCUCAGUGGAUGGCCUUCGCACAGACCGGGACCUUUGAGGGUGGCCUGAUGCCCGAACUACCGCCUCCGCGAGAAUGUACACUAUGGGACUUCUAA